Messenger RNA from Ochlerotatus camptorhynchus, 6209 nucleotides. RefSeq lists its product as uncharacterized. The transcript is spliced from 17 exons. The record is from RefSeq and is a predicted model, not a curated record. Lineage: Eukaryota; Metazoa; Arthropoda; Insecta; Diptera; Culicidae. Bases 381 to 4397 code for a protein of 1338 amino acids. Gene Ontology annotation, molecular function: protein binding.
UCAUCAUCAUCGAGUCGAGUCGUCUUGGUUGUCGUGGACGUCGGAGACGGUCGUCGUCGUCGCCGUCGCUGUCUCGUUUUCGCGUUAUUCAGUUUAAAGAUUCAAUUCACAGAUUAAAUCGGGAAAUAAGUGUGUGCAAUAUUGGAAAAGUAAAUUUUCUGCUAGUGGUUUUGGAGGAUACCGAAUCUGCUGGGUGGUUAGAUUGAUGGAAAAAGUAUUGAAGAGUAAGCGGGAAUGUGACAGUAUUUGCAAUGAUAGUGAUUAAGGUGAAGAUCAAAAAGUGUGGUAGUUGCGCUUAACUACGAGUUGGAAGUGAAGAUUCCAAAGACAAGGUCUUGGCGGCUGCAGAACAGAGCUGGAGUAAAAACGAUUGCUGCAAGAUGGGCAACUACUGUAGUUCGGGUCAAACGAAGAAGGAUAAGGAUAACGCAUCGGAAAAGUCGGAAGAAUCUCCAUCGUAUCAAUUGGCCGAGAAGAAUAAAAACAAAUCCAAUGAUACGAAGGAAGCUCCCCUGGCAGCACCGGAAGUAACUUCCGAUGGUUCUGGAACGGGCCCGGUGUCGAAUAAUUCAACUACCAGCGGUGGUAUUAGUAGCAAUCCAGCAGCAACUGGUGGCUCCAUUGAAGCCAGUAAGGCGCAGCUGAAGGCACUGCAGAAUGUACAAUCGGUUACACUAUCUGCUGAUUCAACAUCCAACAGCCCUAUGACCGCAAUGCCUCCAUGUGAUAUCGCGGCAGUGCAUCAGAAUCUUCCACAGAAUCUUACACCGCUGUACGGAAAGCCAGCUUCCAGUCGUCGUACGGAUAAAUAUAAGAAAAUCGUCCUCUAUAUAUUGGCAGCUGAUGACGGAUAUCAGGCGGAAAAGGCCGUGCUGCGAGAUGUCUUCAAGGGUUUAAAUCAAAAAUGUCAAAGCCGAGGCUUCGAGCUGCACGUUUCGGACCUGCACGUGAUGCAGGUAAAAGGUAGCAGCUUCAACGUGAACAAGUGGCUCAGCGGCCCGCUGGAGGCACAGGGUGGACAUGAUGUAGCGGCCAACUGUUUGGCGGAAAUCGCUCGCCAGUCGUGUGAUUCUUAUCUUAUCCCGAUACUGUUCCUAAGCUCCACGCUGGGUGACCCACUACUGCCGUUGACGAUUGAAAGUCAAGACUUUACGACGGUGCUACAAACGGCCGAGAUUUAUCCACAGGACCGUGCCAUUCUGGAGAAGUGGUACACUUUGGAUGACAAAUCGCAGCCAGCGUGCUACCGCUUGAAUGCCAAAAAUAACUUGAAGCUAACGGCGGAGGAAUCGGAGAAAGAACUCUCUACGUUGCUGAAAAUUUUAAUUGACAUCUUCUCCAAGGAGUUGCGGGAUUCCUAUCUGACAACGGUGGUUGAACAGGAAAUUAACAACACUGUUCUUAUCAACCAAGAACUGUCCAAGCGAUGCAUUUGGGUUCAAAGUUCGAGUGCACCGUUGAAAGUUACGGAAAAUUCUUCAUCGGCGGAAGCUGAGGUGGUUCGAAGAUUAACGAACAUACAAAAUGAUUUGAAGAAUCACCUCACCGAGAAGCACAUUCUUCGUAUUCCAGCGAAUAUUGCCCAGCAACAGGACCAGUUUGCCGCACUACUGGAAAACUGCUUAUCUACCGAGAUCGACCUCAUAGUCGAUGAACACAUGAGCAAAUACUCGAUUCCUCUGUGCACGUACGGGGUGGAUCGACGGCUGUUGAGCGAAAUCGAAGAGGUUAACCGCCACUCACGUGUUCUAAACGAAAAUUGCGCCAACUUUUCCAUUACGGAUCGGGUGAAGGAGUACCUUACCAGCAAUCGGCGGAAACCACUGGUGAUUUUCGGCAAAACAGGUGCAGGAAAGAGCGUUCUAGUGGCCAAGAUUUCUCAGAAUAUCCACACUUGGCUACCGGAUUCUCACUUAGUUCUAAGAUACACCAAUUUAACAGCUAUGAGUUCCGAUGUGACCUCAAUUCUGGGAUCAAUUACGGAACAAAUUUCGGUGCUGGUAAAAGGUGAACCAACUCGGUGCCAUCAUACCAUCGAAUCCUACUCGGAAACGCUGAAGCAGUUGAUCGAGAGCAGCAAACAGCAGAUAACAAUUCUAAUCGAUUCGAUAGACAGUCUACGCGACUUAAAUGAGCUCGAUUGGUUGCCGCUAGAACUGCUGGAGACUGUGAAACUGGUUCUGACCGUAUCGUCGAGCUGCACCAACCAGGAUCAGUUUGGAACGGAAGACGUUGUUCUAAAGCGGCUGAAGGAGAAGAUUGGUGAUGCCGAAAGUUUCCUCUAUCUGACUCCGUUCACCCAGGAACAGUGGGAGGAUGUGCUGUGCUUCGGCGGUGGUGACAUUUACUCGGCAAACGGCGCUUUACAGUUACCUGAUAGUUGGAAAAAGUCAAACGAGAAGAUUUCUAUUCAAGCUAAGAUACUUUGGUGGCUAGCUUGGCUUGGAGUCACAGAUCUCUCGGACACAUCGGUGUCGCACAUUAGUGAGAAGGUGUUUGUGAUUCUCGAGGAAAAGUUCACAGGCGUUAUUACUAGGUUCAUUAUCUCGUUAAUGCUAGCGGCCAGGGAGGGUCUACUGGAAACAGAGAUUACUACGCUUAUUAGGAAUUCUAAUUUAGUUACGGGGUCCACAACCAAGCUAUGGACGCAUUUCUGCUGGAAGAUGGGACCAUUACUUUUGCACAACAAAAACAUAAUCAUAGUGGACAAAACGCUCAGAGAGGUAGCUAGGAAGCGAUACGACACGGACAUUAAAGAAGCGCACAAAACUCUGUAUGAUUAUUUUGAGAAACAACCGAACUGCUACACCGAUAAGAAGGGAAAGGAGAGAAGCUUCAACAUUAGAAAAUUCGUAGAACUACCAUACCACAAGUACAAGCUACAAGCCAGCGGAGAAUCCUUCGCUACGUCGUCGUUCUUAACCGACCUGAGCUGGCUUCACGAAAAACUUACUGCUACCGGAUGUGUUCAUUUGCUGAAUGAUAUUUGUUUGGCGAACAGUGGCGGCAGUCCAGCGUUCGGUCAUUUGGUGCUGUUGAAGAAGUUCAUCGAGGAGAAUUUCAAGGCACUGAACUACGAUGGCCAGCAGUUGUUUUCACUAUUGUACGUGUGUAUAGAGGCGAAAAAUAAGGUCGAAGGUUCGAGCUUGGCUGGAAACGAAGUUCUGAAGAAGUGGCGUGAUUUCAUCGAUUCCAGUCCGGUUACAUAUUUACAGAAGUUGGAAUACAGUGAACCGAGCGUGACGGAAGAUGGAGCGGAGAAGAAAGAUACAGAUAAGAUGCAGGCUACAAUGGGGUAUGAUUUGAUAAUGAAUUUGAACAUAGAUGGGUUCUUCGUUAUCUCGUUGAGUACGGACCGGGAGGAGAUUUGCGUGUGGGACGUUGCGAAGUGCAGCAAAGUGCGAACACUGCUGGGAGUGCCACAGCCAUCGGCAAUCUGUCCGGUCGGUGAGAAUGGUGUCGCUGUACUAUGUAGGAGAGAAAUCAGGAUCGUAAAUCUAGACGAAGGCAAGUUCAAGGUCACACUAAAAGGUGUUAUGAACCAAAAGAUGCCAUAUUUUGGACUGCACGAUGCAUCCCAUUUGGUGUGUUUGUCCAGGAACCGAAUGUAUGUAAAUCUAAUGAAUAUCGAUUCUGGUGAUUGCGUGACUACGUUCAAGGCCGGUGAAGAUAGAUUCCUUAAUUCGCUGUUGGUGUCCGGAGAUGGAAGAAUUCUGGUUUGUGGUGACGAAACUCAAAAGCCCUUCCCAUUACUCGUGUGGCAUUUAUCGCAAAAGAAGCUGUUAUAUGACCUGAGAAUACCCCACCAUGACUUCAUCACAUCGCUAUCGGCCAUUACACACGAGGGAUCGUACGUGUGCGUAGUGGCCAAAGAGCUAGCCGAACCUAGUCCGAAUUUCAUCGUUGUGUACGAUUUACAAAGUGGAACACUGUUCAAAAAAUGGAAACCAUCUUGCAAUACCGUGUCGUUGGCGAUUUCCCAAACCAACACGUGCGUCAUCGCUGGGCUAGAGGACGCCCGGAUUCUGAUAUGGGAUCUGGUUACAGGGAACUGCCGGUGCACAUUGAGCGGUCAUAAUGCACCAGUGACGCUGUUGAAGCUGGAUCCAUCGGGUAAAAUGUUGCUGUCUGGUGAUAAAGAAGGUCGUGACAUGUCCAUCCGGUUAUGGGAACUGGACAGUGGCAAGCUGCUGGCCGUUUACACUCCACAGGAGAAGAUCACGACUUGCGAGAUCCUCAACGGAGGACAGUAUCUGGCGAUCGCGCUCGAAGGCCGAACCAACAUCAUAUCGCUGAAGUUGCGGGGUGGCGGAGUUGCCGAGCCGGAUAAAUCCAAGGAAGCGAUUGUCUACGGAAAACAGGAAAACUGCGGGAAGGUGUUCGAUUUGAAGCAGUAAAUCGAUAAGCAAACCAACAAUGCAUUCGUAGCAGCAAAUCCAUGAAAUAUAGGAAAAUCGAUACCAAAACCUAUACUCGGACCGUUAGUGCACCUCAUAGUAAUAGGAUUUACCUGACCCCACUCGAAACUAACACCUGCGAAUAUAUGUACAAGCGCCAAAAUUAUAGAAGCAGUUCACCAAUGAAUCAAACGCUGCAUUCGUCGCUAAAUCGGAGAAAUAGUUAAAACAUAUGCAAAUCUUAAAUACCGUUAGCCCUAAUUCAUGAUCAAAUUACAAAAACAAAAACAAAUACAUUAUAUUAAACACCCAUACACCCGGAACAGUUGAAUAGAACUCUGUGAGCAGCUUCCACUCAGUGUAAUUAUUUGAAGCAAAUGCGAUUGGAAAGUGGACAAUUAAUGUAAACAUAACUUGUAGCAGCGCUAGCUCAAGCAUCAAAUAUCCAAGCUAAAGAGACGGUAAGCAAACAGCAUUUCACUAUUAGAAUAUACAGUAACAUGGAACACUCGGAAAAUGAACACAGCAAAAACCAGUAGAAUCAUAAGCGUACAGAGAAUGUGUCUAAAACAUAAUCAUUAAUGAGUAAGAAGCAAACAAAUACAAAAUAAAAAUCCUUGUAUUAUUAUGUGUGUGCAUGGAACAAACGAAGAAGGAUCAGUACGGCAGAUACUAUAUAGUUAUAAAUCAUUCGAAUUGAAUCACUAUCUAGGCUAAGGCGGAGCGAUAGAUUUUGAGCAAUUGUAGAGAGAAAAAAUGGUGUACGGUAUAGAAACAGGAAGUCUCAUCGUUUCCACAAUCCACACAAACAAACCCCCAAACGUACACUGCAAUGAAAUGAAUCGCACUAAAUUAAAUAAAAAAAAUAGUCGAAGCUCAUAAAACUCUAUUGUUCUGUUCCUCAUAUGCACACAAAAAAGUGUGAUUUUGAAUACUGUACUAUCUUCCCGUCUAUCUCAUAGGUUGUCUAUUGUCAUUAGGCUUCCAUUUUGGAUUAGUGAUUGUCUACUUUUUAGUAGAAUUCAUUAGGUUAGGCAGCACAAAUAAUGUACAAUCAGUUUUAUUACUAUUUUCCGCUAUUUUGUACACAACAACUUACAGAAUUUUUACACUUACUUUUUCAACUCCAUAUGCACAAAAACCAAUACAGAAUAGUGUCACCAUUGUUCAGAGCCUCCAACCAAGUAAAAGUGUGAAUAAGCGUCCAACAAAGAUUGGUGCAUCAUGUUGGAAGUCAGCUGAGAAUCUAAUAGCCCAUAGUCCAAUAGAUCGUCGUUAUAGCAUAUUUGUGUGAGUGUUGUAUUUUAUUUAUACCGAGUUCCAGCUAUCCACAAACAAAGGAGAAACAUAAGUCAAAUAAAACAACCACAACUAAUACAAAGAUGAAACUGAUGAAGCAACCGAAAAUACCAAAGCAUACCUUAGUUACAAGCAAAACUGUAACAAGUAGCGAACAAACAAACAAAGAAACCACAAAAACUAGUAGAAGCUCUCAUCUGGUAUGAGGAAUAAGGCUGGUCCUUUAAAAAAACCAAAAGUGAAAAAUGAAACAAACAUACAUCGUUAGGCAAAACAACAAUGACUUUAGUGUUUUAAAUGAUUUGAAACAUAAGGGCAAACCAAAAAAGGUAGAUAGUUCGACACACCUAAGAGCUACACAAUCAAGCAGUACGUAUAAGACUUAAAUUGACCACAUUUAUCAAACUCCUUCAAACCGUUCGAUGAACACAAAUUACAAGCUGUGACCAAAAUCACCACACAAGAAUUCGAUCAAUUCAAUCUAUAUCCCGAGAAACGAGUUACAAAUGUAAA